Messenger RNA from Mandrillus leucophaeus (drill), 5626 nucleotides. RefSeq names its product ATPase, class I, type 8B, member 4 (gene ATP8B4). The record is from RefSeq and is a predicted model, not a curated record. The coding region runs from base 153 to 3701 and encodes 1182 amino acids. NCBI's taxonomy places the organism in Eukaryota, Metazoa, Chordata, Mammalia, Primates, Cercopithecidae. Gene Ontology annotation, molecular function: ATP binding; ATPase-coupled intramembrane lipid carrier activity; magnesium ion binding. The transcript is spliced from 28 exons. Gene Ontology annotation, cellular component: plasma membrane. Gene Ontology annotation, biological process: phospholipid translocation; Golgi organization.
GCUUUUCCCCUUGACAUGGUCAUGUUUGAUCUUCCUGCACUGCUGGGAAAUCUUCCUUUUGGGGGAGAGGAUUAGGUCUGGGUUGAGGUCGGCCACCUGUUGAGACCUGGUGAAAGAUCAGGUAGUUCUACAGUAAAAAGAAAUCGCUUGAAAUGGAACGGAUAGUGAAAGCCAAUGACCGUGAAUAUAAUGAAAAGUUCCAGUAUGCGGAUAAUCGUAUCCACACAUCGAAAUAUAAUAUUCUCACCUUCUUGCCAAUUAAUUUAUUUGAACAGUUCCAAAGAGUGGCAAAUGCCUAUUUUCUUUGCCUUCUGAUUUUACAGCUAAUUCCAGAAAUCUCCUCCUUGACCUGGUUUACCACCAUUGUGCCUUUGGUCUUGGUGAUAACUAUGACAGCUGUCAAAGAUGCCACAGAUGACUAUUUUCGCCACAAGAGUGAUAAUCAAGUGAAUAAUCGGCAGUCUGAAGUGCUCAUCGACAGCAAACUACAGAAUGAAAAAUGGAUGAAUGUCAAAGUGGGAGACAUCAUUAAAUUAGAAAAUAACCAAUUUGUUGCUGCUGAUUUACUUCUCCUAUCAAGUAGUGAGCCACAUGGUCUCUGUUAUGUUGAAACUGCUGAGCUUGAUGGGGAAACGAACCUAAAAGUCCGCCAUGCACUAUCAGUUACUUCGGAACUUGGAGCAGAUAUCAACAGACUUGCAAGGUUUGACGGGAUUGUUGUCUGUGAGGCGCCUAACAACAAGUUAGAUAAAUUCAUGGGAAUCCUUUCUUGGAAAGACAGCAAGCACUCCCUCAACAAUGAGAAGAUAAUCCUGAGAGGCUGCAUCCUGAGAAAUACCAGCUGGUGUUUUGGAAUGGUUAUUUUUGCAGGUCCUGACACUAAACUAAUGCAGAAUAGUGGUAAGACAAAGUUUAAAAGGACAAGCAUUGAUAGAUUGAUGAAUACUCUAGUACUAUGGAUUUUUGGGUUUCUGAUAUGCUUGGGAAUUAUUCUUGCAAUAGGAAAUUCAAUCUGGGAGAGUCAAAUUGGGGACCAAUUUAGAACUUUCCUCUUUUGGAAUGAAGGAGAGAAGAGCUCUGUGUUCUCCGGAUUCUUAACAUUCUGGUCAUAUAUUAUUAUUCUCAAUACAGUUGUACCCAUUUCCUUAUAUGUGAGCAUGGAAGUAAUUCGUCUAGGACACAGUUAUUUUAUAAACUGGGACCGGAAGAUGUAUUAUUCUCGAAAAGCAACACCUGCAGAGGCUCGGACGACCACGCUCAAUGAGGAACUGGGGCAGAUUGAGUACAUUUUCUCCGACAAAACGGGUACCCUCACUCAAAACAUCAUGACCUUUAAAAGAUGUUCCAUUAAUGGGAGAAUCUAUGGCGAAGUACCUGAUGACCUGGAUCAGAAGACUGAAAUAACUCAGGAAAAGGAGCCUGUGGAUUUCUUAGUCAAAUCUCAAGCGGAUAGAGAAUUUCAGUUCUUUGACCACAAUCUGAUGGAAUCCAUUAAAAUGGGUGAUCCCAAAGUUCAUGAAUUCCUUAGGGUACUUGCUCUCUGCCACACUGUAAUGUCAGAAGAGAAUAGUGCAGGAGAGCUGAUUUACCAAGUUCAGUCACCUGAUGAAGGGGCUCUAGUGACUGCUGCUAGAAAUUUUGGGUUCAUUUUUAAAUCCCGGACCCCAGAGACCAUAACAAUAGAAGAACUGGGAACACUGGUUACUUAUCAAUUACUUGCCUUUUUGGAUUUCAACAACACCAGAAAAAGGAUGUCUGUCAUAGUUCGAAACCCGGAAGGACAGAUAAAGCUUUACUCCAAGGGAGCAGAUACUAUUCUGUUUGAAAAACUUCAUCCUUCCAAUGAAGUCCUUCUCUCUUUGACGUCAGACCACCUCAGUGAAUUUGCAGGGGAAGGCCUUCGGACCUUGGCCAUUGCACACAGAGACCUGGAUGACAAGUACUUUAAAGAGUGGCAUAAGAUGCUUGAAGAUGCGAAUGCUGCCACAGAAGAGAGGGAUGAACGAAUAGCUGGGUUGUAUGAAGAAAUUGAAAGAGAUUUGAUGCUACUAGGUGCCACUGCUGUAGAAGAUAAGUUACAAGAGGGUGUUAUUGAAACAGUUACAAGUUUAUCACUAGCCAAUAUUAAGAUCUGGGUCCUAACAGGAGACAAACAAGAAACUGCCAUCAACAUCGGUUAUGCCUGCAACAUGCUGACUGAUGACAUGAAUGAUGUGUUUGUGAUAGCAGGGAAUAAUGCUGUGGAAGUGAGAGAAGAACUCAGGAAAGCAAAAGAAAAUUUGUCUGGACAAAACAGAAAUGUUUCCAAUGGCCAUGUAGUUUGUGAAAAAAAGCAGCAGCUGGAGUUGGAUUCUAUUGUAGAAGAAACCGUAACAGGAGAUUAUGCCUUAAUCAUAAAUGGCCACAGUUUGGCUCAUGCCCUAGAAAGUGAUGUCAAGAGUGAUCUCCUAGAACUUGCUUGCAUGUGUAAGACUGUAGUUUGCUGCAGGGUCACUCCACUCCAGAAAGCCCAAGUGGUAGAGCUGGUGAAGAAGUACAGAAAUGCUGUUACUUUGGCCAUUGGUGAUGGAGCCAAUGAUGUCAGCAUGAUUAAAAGUGCUCACAUUGGUGUUGGCAUCAGCGGUCAGGAAGGAUUGCAAGCAGUCUUAGCCAGCGACUAUUCAUUUGCACAGUUUAGAUAUCUCCAAAGGCUUCUCCUUGUUCACGGAAGGUGGUCUUAUUUCCGAAUGUGCAAAUUCUUAUGCUAUUUCUUCUAUAAGAAUUUUGCAUUUACACUUGUGCAUUUCUGGUUUGGUUUCUUCUGUGCUUUCUCAGCCCAGACUGUUUAUGACCAGUGGUUCAUCACCCUUUUUAACAUUGUUUACACAUCACUGCCUGUUUUAGCCAUGGGGAUUUUUGACCAGGAUGUGAGUGACCAGAACAGCAUGGACUGUCCCCAGCUCUACGAACCAGGACAGCUGAAUCUACUUUUUAACAAGCGUAAAUUUUUCAUUUGCGUGUUACAUGGAAUCUACACCUCAUUAGCCCUUUUCUUCAUCCCCUAUGGGGCCUUUUACAACGUGGCUGGAGAAGAUGGGCAACAUAUUGCUGAUUACCAGUCCUUUGCAGUUACUAUGGCCACAUCUUUGGUCAUUGUGGUCAGUGUGCAGAUAGCCUUGGAUACCAGUUACUGGACUUUCAUUAAUCAUGUCUUCAUCUGGGGGAGCAUUGCCGUUUAUUUCUCCAUUUUAUUUACAAUGCACAGUAAUGGCAUCUUUGGCAUCUUCCCAAACCAGUUUCCAUUUGUUGGUAAUGCACGACAUUCCCUGACCCAGAAGUGUAUCUGGCUGGUAAUUCUCUUAACAACAGUGGCUUCGGUUUUGCCAGUGGUGGUAUUCAGAUUUUUGAAGGUGAAUUUAUACCCAACCCUGAGUGAUCAGAUCCGCCGGUGGCAGAAGGCUCAGAAGAAGGCAAGGCCUCCAAGUAGCCGAAGGCCUCGGACCCGCAGGUCAAGCUCAAGAAGGUCUGGAUAUGCUUUUGCUCACCAAGAGGGCUAUGGAGAACUUAUCACAUCUGGAAAAAAUAUGCGAGCUAAAAAUCCACCCCCAACAUCAGGGCUGGAAAAGACACAUUAUAAUAGCACUAGCUGGAUUGAAAAUUUAUGUAAGAAAACCACAGACACAGUGAGCAGCUUUGGCCAGGAUAAAACAGUGAAACUGUGAGUCAAUAUGAAUUUAAACCACAUAGUUAUCUUUUCACUUCAGGUGGAGCUGAAAUUCUGCUGGCUCCAGAGUUUGAGAUUUGAGGCAAGAGGCGGGGCGGGCAGAUUGCCUCACUUAACUGAAAUCUGCGGCAGACAGCUGCCAAUGCCCAUGAAACAGGAGUGUGUGCUAUGGAAAACCAGGCCAGAGGGUCACUGUCUAGUUUGUGAUUUGGUAGACAAAACACUGUUACAAGUACAGAUUUUUUUUUUCUUUUUAAAAUCAACCUAGAUAACAAUUGACCUGAACUUUAGAAUCUUAUUUAUGGAGAAAAACUUGUAAAGCUGCAUAUACAUUGAAUGGAUCCUCAGGCGGAUAAAAGGGUGCAUUUUAAAGGUAUAUAUAUCCAAGCCGAAAAGCAUGCGUGUUGACAGAUAAACACAUAUAUGUAAGAUCAGCCUUUCCCGAGGUAUACUUUUAAAAUUUAAAGUGUGUACUAUGGUGCUUUCAGACUGAGUUGCGUGUCACUCUUUAGUCUUGAUAUCUACCUGUCUGUUCAGCCAGGACAACAAAUGGCCUUCACACCUGAAGAAUACAAAAGUGUGUUUAUAUUUCUCAUUUUUCUACCAGUCUAGAGACAAAGGAGAGUGAACAUCUUUGCAGCAGGAUAGGCUGGUAAUUUAAUCAAAUUCAUUCAAAAAGCUCUGAGUCUGUGUCAUGUAAGGACAUGCUUAUGAAAUGUCAGAGAGGCUUGCCACUAAGUAUUCUAAAUACUUUUCAAUGGCUUUUCUAACAACCUCAGUAGUAAUUUGCUGAGCAUCAUCCAGACCAUUAAUGGAAUCAGCAAAGCAUUGGAAUUUCACACAAUGGGCAAAUAUUUUCAACAUUUCCAAUUUUUAAAGCUUCAGAAUUGAAGCCAAACAAAUUAAUAAAUAAUGUUUUAAUUACUAUUUUAAAAGUCAGGUUUAGAUCGUUUAAAGUUACUUGCUUUUGAUGCUCAGCUGUCAUGUUUAUAAUUCAAAUGUGUAGUGAACAUAUGUGGGUAAGGUUGAUUUUUUUGGAGAUGUUGCAGCUCAAAUGUUCAGUCCCCAUGUGAAUCAUCAGUGUCUUUCCUGUCAAGUAAUUUGGGCAUAGUUGUGUGAAAACCUCAGUUCUGUCACUUCUUAUCUCUAUAAACCUGGACGAUAAUGUGCCUUCUCUGAGGCUCAGUUUCUUCCUCUGUCAAAUGAGGACAUACUAUCUACCUCAUGUGGUUGUUUGAUGGUUGUCAAAGCACAAAUUCUGAAAUUAUUAAAAACAUAAUUAUUUCAUAAACAGAUGAGUUAAGUUCCAGUUAACUUGACAUCGAUAUAGCAGAGAAAUUGGAAGAGAAUAUGAAAAAACUGGAAUUUAAGUAGUCAGUGGGGAAAGCUUUGAUAAAAUGAAAUUGCCAGUAAGAUAUGAAACUGGUUAGUGUCCUACAGGGAAAUAAAAUUAUAACCGUGGAGGUACAUUUCUCUACCAGAAAGCAAAAAUAAAGCAUCAUGUCUUAAUGGUUUUCUACAAGUCAACUUCUAAUUCCACAGAGUCCUUAAUCUGGUCCCUAUUAAAUUCUUGGUCAAAGUAACAUUUCCCAAGAGAGUUAGGUGACACUUGAGUGAGCUUGAUGGAUAAUGAGCUAAUGUGAUAUGUAUAGGCCACUAUUUUUUAAAAUCUAAAUUUCCAAGUCUGGGAUAAUUUUUCCUAAAUGGGAUCAAGUGACAUAAUAUGUGUAAAAGAGUCAAAUGCGGUUGUGUACCAUAACAACUGCCUAUGGAAGUUCUCUUUCCCUUACAUGCCUGCCUACACUUACCCAGAUGUUAGUUUUCAAUGUCUAAUUUGUCAUUAGUUUCACCACGUUUGCUCACUUUUUGUAAUAUUUUUGCAAGAUUUGAAAACUUUCAGUAAAUGUUUUGGCACUAUUGGUA